ACUUUCUUUUCAACGUGUUGCGUUACAGUUUUGUCCACGACUAAAUCUAAUCAACAUUAAACACUGUCGACUUCCUUCACGAAAAAUGCCAUGCGGAUUGUUGUAAUUGGAUUACACUGAAUUUUUAUAACAGUCUGCUGUAAUAAGUUUCACUUUGACAGCAGUUCGUCAAGAUAUAAGCGGUUUUUGAUUGCAUGAAAUGGGUGACAGCACUGAUAGCAUUACACAAAUAAUUGAAGCUUUUCGGAUUCAUUCUCUGAAAAUUAAUUCGGGGAGCACAAAUAUCGCCUCAUCACAACGGUGCUCUGAUAUAACUCAUACGCCUGAAAACAAAGUAAUUUACUUCAUCCACAGAGUUGCUGAAUUUGUGAGGCUCUGUGCUGUUGCAAAGCCUCUGGAAGUUCACGCUUUAAGUAAGCUGCUUCAGGAGAUUGUCUCACCCUAUUUGACUUCAAAUGUCGUCUCAUCACUUCUAAGUCGUAUUUAUCAGUCUACAGACUGUUGGCCCUCUUUUUCAGCCGGGUUUCUCGAAAUUUUGCAUUUAUUGCCAUACACUGCAUCACCGCACGCCUAUUUCAACUUUCCGGAGAGUGAGAGUUCUAAUAUCGCCUUACCUCCAACGGAUAAAUGGCCUUGUCAGAGUGGUUGGACAUUUCACUGUUGGUUAUAUAGAUAUCCGUCUGCUAAAGCCAAUAAUAAAAUUAAUUUAUAUUGUUUUCAGACUUGUGAUCGUCUAGGAUUCUCAGGAUAUUUUGUAAAUGAUGUUUUCUUCCUAUCAUUAGCUCGGAACAAAGGGAAGAUCGAUGAAUUCCCAGUAAAUUUCAAUUUUCAUCCACAUGAGUGGUUUAUGAUUACAAUUGUACAUUCAUUUGCCCGUUGGAGUGGUAGCAAUAUUUCAUGCUAUGUUAAUGGUGUUUUGGUGUCAAACUUUGAUGUUACAUGGCAUUUAAAUUCCAGUGAGAUAUUCAAGACAUGUCUUAUUGGUCAAUCAAGUGAUCCAACUGAUGGCAGUAGCUGCUUUAGUGGACAUAUAUCCAUAAUAAUGGGAUUUAUGGAUGUCCUGACUUCUGAACAAAUCAGUUACAUUUAUUUGCUAGGUCCAAAGUAUCAGGGACAAUUUCGUUUUGAAACGGAAAGCUGUGAUGAGUUAAUUUCUAAUCAAAGCAAAAUUACGAUUGACUUAAAUAAGCUACACAAUUCGCUUGUAUUUGCAUACAGUCCUCUUGCUUCUGAUGGUCGGUUGUGUUUGAAUCAGGCUGUGAAUUUCCACCAGUCGAGUCAGACAUCACUGCACGCUAUAAUGAAUGGGAAUGUUUCUACUGUGAUAAGUUUAACAGUGCCAGAUCUACUCAUACGACUUGGUGGUAUCCAACUAUUGUACCCUUUGUUCAAUCGUUUAGACUGGUCAAUUGAAAAGUUUAACUGUCUUGACAAUGAAACAGAUCUUUCAAAGAUACUUUCACUUCAUCCAUCUUUUGCAAAUCUUCAACCAUCUACACCAGAAAUUCAAACAAUUUUAGUUCGUCUCAUUUUCAGUCUAGUUCGUACAUCGAUUACAUUGAGAAAUCAGUUUAUUUCAACUAAAGGUUUACUUAUCAUUGCUAAUGCUUUAAAUCAGUCUGAGGCGAAACACCUAACAAUGAGUCUAUUGGAUGAAAUUAUCCAGUUUACACGUUAUCUGUUAAAAAGAAUCAGUUCAACUCAAAAUAAUAUUACUGUUGAUGAGGGCGAUAAUCAUAGUCAGAAUCAUAAUAACAACAAUACUCUGAAUAUACACAAUAAUCUAAUAAUGAAUUCUAAUGUUCACAUUAUCCUACUGAAACAAAUGUACGGUUAUUUAAUAAGUAAUUCAGAACUCUGGUGUCGAGCAACAGUUGAUGUUCAAGAACAAUUGUAUCAAUUUUUAGCUACUGAUUUUAUGGAAGCAGUUAUCUCUGGAUAUAUUGGUCGAACAGGGACUGUAAUCCAUUGUUUAAAUACACUGAAAUAUUAUUUAGCACUGGCUAGUCCUCGUGCACGAAGUGGAUAUGAACUAAAUACACCAGAUCAUGAACUAUUAGGCUCAGUUGAUGAGGUCGUUAAAUUGCGUACAAAUGUAUUAAUUUAUUUAAAACGCUUAUUUUCACGUGGUAGUGGAAUUACAGACAGUGAAAUGCAAGCAAUUUUAAACUUUUUAACUACAAUUCACGAGCCAGAAAAUAUACAUGAUAUAUUAUACUUAUUGGUUAGUGCUUUAAUUGAAUAUCCAUCUACAUGUGGUGCAGUAUUUAUUCGUACAAAUGGUAUACAUUGUGUAUUCAAACUACUCACUUCUGAAGAUGAACAUGUACGAAUUUAUAGUAUCAAAUUAUUCGGACUUUAUCUUCUUUAUGGAAAAAAUUUGGUGUAUGGAAAUACAGUUGAACGUUUCAGCUUAUUCUCUUUACUGGAGGAUCGUUUGAAUUCAGUAUCUUCUCAGUUUACUUUGUUAACGUAUAAUGCCUUAUUCGAAGUGUUAACUGAAUCUAUAUCUCCAAAAAUUCGUGUCCAUCCGAUUAUUAUUAGCGAGAAAUCAAUAUCAAUGAUAAAAAAUCCUGCUUUACUUAAAGUUAUAGCACAAUUGAUUUCUCAGUCGGAACAGACAAGUGAUAUUUUAUCGAUUAAAGAUACUUUUAUUCAGCAUUUAUUUGCAUUCUGUGCACAAAAUCCAUCCAAUAAAAAAAUAAUACUUCAACUGUCUAUAUGGCAAGAUUGGUUACUUCGUUUAGCACCAUUAUAUCCGAAUAAUAAAAUGAAUGCAAAAUUUCUUGUGAAAAUUUUACGAUUAAUACGUGUUCUAUUAAUACAUGGUAUAUGCUAUGAAUAUGGUAGUUGGCAAGUAUUUGUUGACACUUUGGCAUUAAUUCAUUUACAUAUAUGUGAAGAAAGGUUUUCUUAUUUUAAAGAGAAGCAACAGUCUGUCAAAUCAAAAAAUCCAGAUUUUGAGAAGAAAUCAAAUUUAGCACAGAAAAGUAGCUCUGUUCUUUUCGCAAAUAAAGACUCAAUUGCAAGGAAUAAUUCAGUAGGUGUUGAUCUAACAGACUAUGCAUCUCAUCAAAUGACAACUGCUUAUGUGUCACCUACUGAUUCACCAUCUGAACAUCCUUUAAAUACUGGGAACAGUAGUAAUAGUAAUGAUGAUAAUAGCAACAAGGAUACACAACCAGUACAUGAUUCAGAUGCCAACUUAAAUCGUACUUUAUCUGAUUCAACACUAUCUUAUGAGAAUAUCGAGAUAUCUUCAUUACCAGUGUCUAAAUCACCGGUGGAACAGAGGUCGUCUUCACCACUGCCUAUACCUUCACCUCCGCAACCAUCAACAUCCAGUCCUCAUACUGCUGCCACCAAUGCUGAUCAUGAUGUAAAUAUUGCGGAGAGUAAAACAGUUACAAACGUUAUGAUGAAUGAGAAAUCAAAGCGCAGUAAAAAAUCAGUGAAAUUUCAAUUAGCUAAUUUCUCUUGGUCAUAUGUUCAUCAUUUACUGUUGGAUGAUUUAUUGUGUUCACUGGAGAAUAUUGUUGUUCAACAAAAUAUUCAAAGAAGAGUUUCACUUCAUUCUACUCCAACUGAAUUAUACGAUAAUGUAUUAAAGCAUAAACAGACGACUAAAAAACGUAAAGAAUCUUUACUUUCGUCAACAUUGCCUGCUCAAUUGAAGUCUACGACUAAAUCACCAUCGCCAACAGCAUCAACGUCCACGCUGUCAUCAGUUUCCUCGACAUCGUCAGUGUCUUCGAAUCAACACAUAAGCAGCAAACAGGUGUCGACUAUUUCAAAGCAAAGCAAUAAUGAUGGUGGUGAUGAUAAUAAUAAUAGUGACAGUGCAUCGAUAACAGAGAAUCUCCCUCAUAAUAGUAAUAAUAAUAAAAAUAAUAUCAAUCAUAGCAACAGUAAUAAAGUCAAUGAUGGGAACCGAAUGAAUGCAAAUAAUAUUAUGAUCAUUGAUAUGAAAUCGGAAUCUGCUUUUGUUACAAAUCUUUUACAAAUUAUUUCAUAUCUAUGUGAUAUGAUUAUUGGAGCGUGUGGAGGUCUGUUGCCUUUGCUUGCUGCCGCGUCAAGCUCUACAAGUGAAAUCGGCAGCUUAGAAUCUGUUCGUGGAAUGGAGUUGAGUGAUGCCAUUGGAUAUCUGUUACGCCUAACUUAUUUAGCAGAUUUUUGUAUUAUGAACGGAAAUUACAAUUUAAAGCUACUAGAAUCUGAAAGAAAUCUUACGCCAGGGUCUAUAGUACGUCAGCUGUUAAGAUUAUACUUAACAACUGCAGUUCGUAACUGCCUGGAAUCUCGACUUAACGUCCUCCUGCCUUCAGCAUACCUUGUACAAACUAUGAAACAAUUAGCCUCGGGUAGUGAUAUUAUUAGCCAUACUGUCUGCAAUGAUGCUGUUGAUGACGGUGUUGAAGUGAACGAAGUAUUAUUUAUCCAAUUAGCUGGUGAUGGUAGUCAUAAUAUACAAUCAAUACAGAUAAUCAGUGGAUCUACACAAACAUCGAAUGGUGACCUACGUGUCGACAAGAUUAAACAUGAUAACAAUUCAAAUGGUAUAGAUAUUACAUCGAAAGAAUUUCAUUCUAAACAUUUAUCACUACCUAUGCCAAAUAAUUCCAGCAGUCAAAAUAAUAAUCUACUAGAAGAUUCAUUGGAAAAUUUAACACGUAAAGUAUUAAAUCUGUCAAGAUUUCAUCUUGUCGUCGAUUUAGAAUAUUAUACAAUUCAUCGACUAGGAUGUGCAGUACAACCAUGGAAAUUUCCAGAUUAUUUAGCCUCACCGCUUGAUCUGUUUCGUAUUGGUGAUAUGAAACAAGCAUAUGAUACGAAGAUUCGACAUUUAAGUGGAACAUUUCAACAACUGUUGUAUGGAAUUAAACCAUAUUUCAAUUAUCCAAAAAAUUAUGGAAAUGAACUUUUUCAAAAUACUGUGAUCUCUCCAAUUAAAGAUUUUCAAGUACUUAUGCAAAAUUCUGAUCUGUUGAGAAUACACUAUCUGAUUAAUAGAUAUGGAGAAACAUCAAAAUCACCUGAAUCUUUAGCUCUAGCAACAGUAUACUUUCUGUCUGUAAUGAUGGUCUCCAAAUAUCGUGAUUUUCUUGAUUCCAAUCCAAUAUGGCUACCAUAUAGUGGUGAUAGUGGUCAGUUAGGUCGUGCGCACUCAAAUUCUAAUGUCAAUUAUCCCAACGGAGUAAAACGUGAAAGCUGCCGUCAAGCGGAUACAACUGGUCAUACUGAUACCAAUAAUACUAUUAAUAAUGCUACUUCUGAAGGCGUUGUUAGCCUCAGUGGAAAUGAUGCAGAUUGCAGUUCAAUUGUUAGUGAAGAAUAUGAAUUAGUUGAUAUACCACUUGAUGAAAUGACACAACAGAAUAAAAGGCUAACUUCGUUAACUGAUUCCCUUGACAUUUGUCUUGGAUCAACUGGAAUAGUUUUAAAAGCUUUAUUCAGUGAAUUUACAGAUUAUUUCACUCGAACAUUGAUUGGUACACAUGGACAAGAAUUAUUUCCAAGUGUUCAACCAUUUCUUCAAGAUAAUUCUUCUGUUAUUGAACUGGUCAUGUUAUUGUGUUCACAAGAAUGGCAAACAUCUUUACAAAAAUAUGGUGGAUUAGGAUUUAUUGAAUUAGUCAAUGAAGGACGUCUUAUCUCACAUUCUAUUCGUGAUCAUUUAUAUCGUGUAGCUGCUGAAGGUGAUAUACUUUUGAAUCAAUUACAUGUAUCCAAUAUUCAACAACAUACUAAAUUUGAAGAAAUUACUGCGCAUAUCAUGGCUGAUUGUCGUGAAGAAGAACAAUCAUAUACGAGUAUUAUUGAGUCAACACGUCUACGUGAUGUACAACUGGCAAAUUAUUUGAAUAAUAAAGUUAAUCGAUUAACUUUGUUUAUUCUCUCUACUUGGUGCAAGUCAAAUCAUCAUUCAACUGUAUCAUCAUCAUCACUGCCUUCAACAUCUUCCACCUUACCUAGUAUUCAUCCUUUGAAGAAAGAUUAUUACCGACUAGAUGGUUGGGAAGAUGAUAGUCGAAGACACCGUAGACUCAUUCCAAAUCCACACGGUACUAGUUAUUCUUCAGCUGUCUUUUACAAUGAAAAUAUACGUCGUCGAUCUGUUGUUGCUAUUCAAAACCAGUCUGAUCAGUUGGCAAAUCUUUUCAAAGAAGCUGGAGCACAACAUGCUCGAGAUUUUUCUGUCAGUGAUGAAUCAGCCACUGAAGUAAACUCAGUGUCAACUGAAAUGCCACCUGAUAAUACAUCUGUGUGUUCAACUGUGAAUGAAUCAGUGGAUACUACUACUGAGACUUUAGGUCCUAUAACUUUAACCUGGUUUCAAGAAGAUAUGCUUUAUCCUGGCCGUUUAUGCAUCGACUUUAAAGAUAAUGCCAACCUUUCUGUAUCAUGUAUCCUAGUCUCAUUAGGCGUAACUAUCCAUGGGACAUUAUCUGUUUCAAGGCAUGAAUUAUACUUUGAACAGGAUGCAGCUAAUCCUUUGAAUGAAUUAAUUGACCAACGAGUUUUAGCGUAUAUUGAACAUGUUUAUAGUAGAUGGUCAUUGUCAGAAAUACGCGCAAUCUUUAAUCGUUCGUUUUUACAUCGUAAAGUUGCAUUGGAAAUAUUUGUGGCUUCAAGAGGUUCCGUACUUUUCGCGUUCAAAGAUGUUGCCACUAUGAAAUCAAUUGUUAAUGCAUUACCUGAAGUGGGUAUAGGCACAAGAUAUGGUUUACCGGCAUCCAGAUCGUCUACAUUAGCUCCACCGAGUAAAAUAUUUCAACUAUCCAAUAUGACACAACGUUGGCAACGUCGUGAAUUGUCAAAUUUUGAUUAUCUCAUGUAUUUAAACACAAUAGCUGGUCGUAGUUACAAUGACUUAAAUCAAUAUCCAAUAUUUCCAUGGGUUAUUUCAAAUUAUGAUGCCAGCGAAUUAGAUUUAUCCUCACCAUCUAAUUAUCGUGAUUUAUCUAAACCGAUUGGUGCUAUAAAUCCUAAACGUAAAGCAUUUUUUGAUGAACGUUAUAAUAAUUGGGAAGAUGAAAGUCGACCACCAUUUCAUUAUGGUACACAUUAUAGUACAGCUGCAUUUGUAUUGAAUUAUUUACUACGUGUUGAACCGUUCACUACUGUGUUUCUUAAUCUACAAGGUGGUAAAUUUGAUCAUCCUGAUAGAAUAUUCUUUUCAAUUGCAAAAACCUGGGAGAAUUGUCAGAUUAAUACAUCAGAUGUCAAAGAAUUAAUCCCGGAGUUCUUCUACUUUCCUGAAAUGUUUGAAAAUUUAAAUGACUUAGAUUUAGGCAUAACAGAUGAUGGUAUUCAUGUUGAUACUGUGAUACUUCCACCAUGGGCAAAAACGCCCGAAGAAUUUGUACGAAUUAACCGUGAGGCAUUAGAAUCUGAACUAGUCUCAUGUCAAUUACACCAUUGGAUAGAUCUUAUCUUUGGUUAUAAACAACGCGGUCCUGAAGCUGUUCGUGCUACCAAUGUCUUUCAUUAUUUAACCUAUGACGGAAGCGUUGACUGGGAUAAGAUUACUGAUCCACUCCUCAUUAAAGCUGUUGAAGAUCAAAUUCAAAGUUUUGGUCAAACACCUGGUCAAUUGUUAACUACUCCACAUCCACGACGGAAUUCAACACUUCAUCAUAAUCCAGAGAUAUUUAAUCUUCUUAAUGAAGAAUUUUGUAUGAGUUUAAAAUUUCAUUCGCAUUCACCAAUUGUAAAGUUAUUCAGUAAUACAUCGAUGAAGGCAACUCCUUUUCCUUCUGUAAUUGCUGUAAGCGAAAAUAGAACAAUAGUAGUAUGCAGGUGGAACGCUUUAGCUGCUGAUGCAGUCUAUCGAAAAGCUCGUGUAAAUCAUGAUACAGAAUCAAUCGAUACAACUGCAAACAAUCAUGAUACAAAGCAUCAACAGACUAAAACUCCAUCUACGACUUCAAACAACAGCAAUAAUAAUAAUAAUAAUAAUAAUGACUUAUCAGUAACAUCGUCGUCGACAUCUUCGUUACAGCCUAUAAUCGAUGCUACUGUGUCACCAAUGGUAACUACUAGUGUUACAAAUUUUCCAACAUCAUCUAAAGAAAAUGCACGUGUUAAGCAUGGAACAGAGCAAAUUGUCAAUCUGCCUUUAAAAUCAGAAUUUGUCACACCACUUGGUCGGUGUUUAGGAAAUGAUUUUGACGAAAAUAUGCAAAUCACCAGUAAUCAAUUUGUUGUAACCGCUGAUAGUAGAGCUGUUAUACAAUGUGGUUAUUAUGAUAGAUCAUUUCGUAUUUAUGGAUCGCGUAGCAAUCGUUUAAUUCAAGCAGUGUUUGGUCAUAGUGAUAUUGUGACUUGCUUAGCCCGUUCAGAAUGUCAUUUUAGCCAGUAUUACUAUCUAGCCUCUGGUAGUCGAGAUUGUACUGUCAUGUUAUGGAUGUUUAGUAUGCAACGUUUAUGUGUUGUUACUAGUCAAGGUACACCUAAGCCAGUAGUUAUCUUGAAUGGCCAUGAAGCUAGUAUCAAGUGUAUCAGUUUGUCAGCGGAAUUGGGUCUAGUACUGAGUGGAUCAGUUAAUGGGACUUGUUUGUUGCAUUCAACACGUGGUGAACUACUACGUUCAUUAUGCUCACCGUACACAACAGCACUUGAUCAAAUGUCAACACCAUUACCCUCAUCAUCAUCUUCGUCGUCUUUAACACCUCUAGGUGAAUUGUCUAAUUCCAAACAAGCUCAGCCAAAUUUGUUUACAUAUCAUCGUGAAGGUUAUCUACUUGGUCAAUUUGAUCAUUCUUGGUUAUCAGUGUAUACUUUAAAUGGAAAAUUAUUACACUCCAAUGAUUUAGGUAUUCUAUCAAAUAAUACAAAUUCAUCUAUUGUCUAUCAUAUCAAUGCUAUGCUAUUUAGUGAUUGUGGUCGUUAUAUCCUAGUCGCUGGUAAUGAUGGUGUAAUAUGGAUAUUAAGAAGUUAUAAUCUGUUACCAGUUCAUGCAUUUCCUAAAUGUGAUACAUCAGUUGAAUCGUUAAGCUUAAGUCAUGACCAACGUUUUAUUUUUGCUGGUCUCAAAUCAGGCUGUGUAGCUGUAUUCUUUGUCGACUUCAAUCAAUGGCAUCAUGAAUUUCAACAGCGUUACUCUUGAAAUCAAGACAAAAAUGUAUCUAUCCACCUGUCUAUCUAACUAGCAUGACAUGACAAUUACAGGUUAAUUGUAACCCACCCACUACAUAUCAUAAAUUCAUAUUCUUAAGUAUAUAUUUUGUCACUAAUAUUUUCUGUUUUCUGUUAUUUCGUUUGUUUGUUUUUGCUUUUUGUUGAUGUUAUUUUGAGAUAUAAUGGAAGUUUAUUCUUCUAGUAAGCAGUUUAAUACUUACUAGUUUGUUUAAAUGUCCCUAUUCGAUUUCUUCAUUUUAAUAACAAGCUGGUGCACAUAAUACACUUUUCAUUUCUUCAGGGAGUUUCUCCUCAUUAUUUUUCUCUUGUGUUCAUUCCAAUAAUUUGAAAUGUGUAUCUACUACUGUCAGCUACUACCAGCUAUCAGAAUAAUAAUAAUAAUCAGAUGUGAUAAUAAUUUAGCUUCCCUUCAUUCAUUCAUUCACUGAAUUUAAUGACUUCUUUUUCUUCUCUUCUCUAUUACGCAAUCUGUUUUCCUUAUUGUAAAGAAGAAUAUUUCUCAAUUGUCUUUUGUUUCUUCCUCUUCCGUGUAUUCAGUGAUAUAUAUACAUGAAUAUUCUGCACUUGUGUGCGCAAUGGUCAUUUGUUGUUUUCUUUCCUCAAUCAUGAAAUAUUUAUUCAUUUAUAUCUAAUAUUAUUUAACAGAAAAUGUGAUAAGCAUAAUUCAGUUAUGGGGUAUUGUUAGUUCACAUUUCAAAAAAAUAAAAAGUGGUGAUUAUUCAUUUGUGAAUGACUUUUAUACACAUUUAGAUUUAAGUGUU
Messenger RNA from Trichobilharzia regenti, 9902 nucleotides. NCBI's taxonomy places the organism in Eukaryota, Metazoa, Platyhelminthes, Trematoda, Strigeidida, Schistosomatidae. The record is from the annotation of a GenBank genome assembly.